AUGACAAAUAAUACAGAAUUUACUGAUACAAUUUCUUGGGAUCAUCCUAUUUUCAAACCAGAAGACAAACGAUACUGGCUAUAUGUUGGUCUUGGUUGUCCAUAUUCCCAUAGAGCUCUAUUAGCUCGAGCAUUGAAAGGUUUAGAGAGCACUAUCGGUUUGACUGUAACUCAUUGGGAAAAGGGGCCAAAUGGAUGGAAAUUUAUGCAGCUCAAGGACGGUGAUAACCCAAAGAAAGAUACACCUUUUGAAAUAUGUGGUGGCGUUAUUUUGCCUAAUAAAGAUGAAACAAACUCAUUUCUAGAUUGUACACCUGGCACUGAAAGAAUGUAUAUUGAUGGUACGUUUGAUCCAUUCAAUGGAUUUAAGGAUUUAAAAGAUUUAUAUUUACAAAGCAACCCCAAUUUCACAGGUGCUCUUUCUAUUCCUGUCCUAUAUGAUACAAAGACUAAAAAAAUUGUUAAUAACCAAAGUGGUGAUAUAAUUGAAAUAUUAAAUAGUGGUGUAUUUGACAAAUGGUCAAACCCUAAUACAAAAAAAAUUGAUUUAUUGCCUGAAGAAUUUUCUAAAGAAAUUGAAGAAUUUCAUUCAUGGGCUUAUCCAAAUAUUAAUUCUGGUGUUUAUAAGACAGGCUAUUCCAAGACUCAGGAAGACUAUGAAACAAAUUUACAUAAAUUAUUUGAUAGUUUGAAAAAAGUUGAAGAAAUAUUAAAAAACCGUUACGAAGUCUUAGUCAAAAAGUACGGUAAAGAUAAUGAAAAGGAAAUUUUGAGAAAUUUUUUCAUUAUCACUGAUCAUAUUACUGAAUCAGAUAUUACUCUAUUUGCUCCACUUAUCAGAUUUGAUGCAAUUUACUUUAAUUAUUUGAAAACUAAUUUGGGAGCUAUAAGAUAUGAUUUCCCAUGUAUUCAUCUUUGGUUAAGAAAUUUAUACUGGAAUUAUAAAGAAUUUCAAUUAACGACCAAUUUUAAACAUAUUAAAUUAUUUUAUUCAUUUAUGCCCAAUGGAUUAAACCCAAACAAGACUGUAGCAUUAGGCUUUAGACCAGAUAUCAAACCAUUGGAAGAUUAA
Molecule: messenger RNA, 1071 nt
Organism: Henningerozyma blattae CBS 6284
Lineage: Eukaryota; Fungi; Ascomycota; Saccharomycetes; Saccharomycetales; Saccharomycetaceae
Exons: 1
Coding region: 1-1071 (356 amino acids)
Cellular component (GO): cytoplasm
Molecular function (GO): glutathione transferase activity
Source: RefSeq, a predicted model, not a curated record